AUGAAUUUACGGUUCGCAUUCCACGCAUUAUUUUCUCUCCUCCUACAUGUGUUCCCCGUAUCCGCUGUCACCGUCACCGUCGACAUCGGAACAACAUACCAGGAGAUGGACGGGUUUGGGUUCUCCCAGGCCUUCGGUCGCGCCAACGACGUCAAGAACCUUCCCGCCGCCCAACAAAGACAGACACUUGAUUUGCUGUUCAAUAUCACCAAUGGUGCAGGUAUGACAAUCCUGCGCAAUCGUAUCGGUUCGGGUGGGCUGGGCGAUAGUAUCGAGCCGAAUAGUCCUGGAUCGUCGAAUGCGACUCCGACGUAUGUCUGGGAUGGAGACGAUUCCGGGCAGGUCUGGUUCAGCCAACAAGCCAGAUCGUAUGGCGUCUCUACCUUCUAUGCAGACGCGUGGAGCGCUCCCGGCUUCAUGAAGACCAACAACAACCAGAACGAAGGUGGUUAUUUAUGUGGCGUUUCGGGAGAAUCGUGCUCGAGUGGCGACUGGAGGCAGGCGUAUGCGGAUUUUCUGGUGAAGUACGUUCAGGACUACGCCUCUGUUGGCAUCGAUGUCACACACUUGGGAUUCUUGAACGAGCCGGACUAUGUCACGAGCUACUCGUCGAUGCAGUCCAAUGGCGAGCAAGCAGCUGAUUUCAUAAAGGUUCUCUCGGCAACCGUUCGCAAUGCCAACCUCACCGAUAUCAAACUCACCUGCUGCGACGCCACAGGCUGGACCGCCCAAACCAACCUCACCGCAGGCCUCAUCACCUCCGGUGUCGAGAAUGAUCUCGGCAUCAUAACUUCGCACUCGUACUCGUCUGACCCGACCACACCGAUGAACACAAGCCUGAAAGUCUGGGAGACGGAGAAUGCUGAUCUAGAUGGGGAAUUCGUGCCGAAUGAUUGGUAUAGUAGUGGAGCGGCGGGGGAAGGGUUGACGUGGGCGAGUAAUAUUCUGGAGGCGAUUGUUAGCGGGAACGUUUCGGCGUAUCUUUACUGGGAAGGUGCCGAGGUCGGGGCGACUAAUUCGGCCCUCGUCGAUAUAUCGGGCACAACUCCACAAGCGUCCAAACGUCUCUGGGCCUUAGCUCAUUACUCGCGCUUCAUUCGUCCUGGUGCCGUACGCAUCGACGCCAACUCAGACUCCAGCACGGAUCUCAAAGUCGCAGCGUUUAGGAACAUCGACGGUACGGUCUCUACCCAAGUGAUCAAUUCCGCAGCGUCUGUGCAGGAUGUCACGCUAGCGCCUCAGGGAUUCACUGUGCGGAAUGGGACUGGAUACGUUUCGGAGCAGGGGACGGAGUUCGGGAGACUAGGUGUUGAAGUGAGUGCUGGAGAGGUGACUGGGAUUAUUCCGGGACAUUCUAUGGUCACGUUUGUCCUUGAGAUUUAG
This is a messenger RNA of Stereum hirsutum FP-91666 SS1, 1383 nucleotides long. RefSeq names its product glycoside hydrolase. Gene Ontology annotation, biological process: sphingolipid metabolic process. The transcript has 5 exons. Gene Ontology annotation, molecular function: glucosylceramidase activity. NCBI's taxonomy places the organism in Eukaryota, Fungi, Basidiomycota, Agaricomycetes, Russulales, Stereaceae. The coding region runs from base 1 to 1383 and encodes 460 amino acids. The record is from RefSeq and is a predicted model, not a curated record.